UCUUGGGAAUCACCAUUAAGAGAUGGUUCGUGGAGAAAUCAGAGCUGAUGAAGAAGGACUUUUGAGAGAUGAUGAUGGACAAGCCUACAAUGAGGCUGGACAGAGAUUGGACGAUCAAGGGAUUGUCAUACCUGAGGAUCUGAUUGUGGAUGAUCCAAACAUCUUGAAUCUUGCUGCUCCACAAAAACGCAACCGUCCCAUGACUCUUGGGGAUUACAAUAGGCCAGACCUGUUCUAUGCUAAUCAUUCAGCGAUCGUACCUCCCCCAUUCCAGAGACAUGACUUCGAGUUGAAACCCGCUUACUUCACUCUUGUGGGUAAACAUCCUUUCCAUGGCUUCUCCAAUGAACAGCCUAUGGAUCAUAUCGAGCGAUUUGAGGAUUUGGUGUCCAGCAUUAAAGCUAAUGGAGUUUCUGAUGACUACCUUCUCUGCAAGCUCUUCCCAUACUCACUUGCUGGGGAACCAGCUUCUUGGCUAAAGCAGUUGAAGCCAGGAUCUUUGACUAACUGGCAGAGUAUCAAGAUAGCUUUUCUCAACAAUUUCUAUGAUGAUGGCAAGUCUGAGGAGCUGCGCAACAAAGGAAUGGAUUGGAGAUACCAGAUAGCUCUUGACGCUGCGAGCAAUGGUAACUUCAACACCAGGUACCCCAUAGAUGAUGUAGCUCUCAUUGAGAAUCUUGCAUGUAGCAACAGCAUGAAGAACGCAGACUUCGAGAGGAAGAAGAUUGCAGGCGCGAUUACUGGUACUGAAUUCGCAGAGGUUAAUGCCAAGUUGGAUUCAGUCCACAGCCUCCUCAUAGGAAAGAAAGUUGUACACUUUGCUGCAGAGGUCGAGAACAUUGAGACAGAGGAAGAGUCUGAAGAAGGAGUGUUCUACAUUGAUGGACAAGGUUACAGGAAGUUCGGGCCUCCUCAAGGCAACUUCAGUGUUCAGCGCUUCACAGGGAAUCAGAACAACUCCGGCUUCAACAACAGGUCAGCGUUUCAGAAGACAUAUCCGCAGACUAGUAGCUUCCAGAGGACCUACGGGAACACAACUUACCAGAACCCACCUGCACCCACUCCCGAGAAUAAGAUGGAGACUAUGCUUGAGCAGAUUUUGGAGGGGCAAACUAAGCUUACAGUUGAGUUCAAUGGGAAGUUUGAUGCCAUCUACUCUGAUUUGAAUGGCAAGAUUGACACUUUGAACACUCACAUGAAGAAGCUCGAUGUUCAAGUUGCUCAAACUGUCGCCGCUGUUAAGCGACAAGAUGGUGUUCUCCCUGGUAUGCCUGAUGCAAAUCCCAAGAGAACUUGUAAUGCGAUUCUGAUCCGUGAUGGAGAUGAUGUUUGGGAAGAGUUGGAUACUGAAGAUGAGCUCGAGCUCGCUGCUGUAGAACCGGUCAGAACAACACCUUAUACUCUAGUUUUCCCACCUACUAAGCCUGUCUACACGCCUCUGGUUCCUUUUCCUAGGAAGCGUCGCUCUAAGCAGGAGAUUCAGGAUGCUCGCUGCAAGGCCAUCAUGGAGAAGAUCUUGACUUCUAUCCCUAAAAUCCAUCUCGAGACAUCUUCUCCAACACUUGAUGGAUAUGUCAAGAGAUUGGUGAACAAUGGUAUUUGUGCUGAGGAAGCUGCUUUGCUCACCAAGGACAUCAGUUUGAUUGUACUGCAGGAAGCUAAGAAAGAGCGGAAGAAGAAAGUGGUUGUGUCUGAACACGACUACGAUGAUGAACCCAAGGAUCCUCUUAUCUUGGGUAGAGCUUUCUUAGCCACAGCUGGCGCGACGAUUGAUGUGAAGAAGGGACAGAUUUCGUUGGAUGUGUGCGAUGUGAAGAUGAAUUUCGAUAUGAAGGGACCACGUACACCUCCGAUUCUCAGUAGUAAGUCCUUCUCUGUUGAGUCUACAAAGGAAUCUGCGCAGGAAUUGCAGUGUACUACACCAAAGGAGCCUGACACAGCUCAGCUCGCCACUCAGCAUUGUGUAGACGGACCGGUGUCGACCGACACCAUCGACAACCAGAGAUACAGUAACGUCCGCGAUCCUCGAUAGGAUCAUCGGAUGAGACUUGGUC
Molecule: messenger RNA, 2054 nt
Organism: Arabidopsis arenosa
Lineage: Eukaryota; Viridiplantae; Streptophyta; Magnoliopsida; Brassicales; Brassicaceae
Source: the annotation of a GenBank genome assembly